Electrophorus electricus (electric eel) is the source of this 1692-nucleotide messenger RNA. RefSeq names its product carboxyl ester lipase, tandem duplicate 2 (gene cel.2). NCBI's taxonomy places the organism in Eukaryota, Metazoa, Chordata, Actinopteri, Gymnotiformes, Gymnotidae. The record is from RefSeq and is a predicted model, not a curated record.
AUGAUGAUGGAGGUGUGGAGGCUUUUCGCAGCAUUGUGCCUGUUGCUUAGUACUGCACAUGCCACAAGUCUGGGAGCUGUAUACACAGAAGGUGGCAUGGUGGAGGGGACAAACCACAAGGUAGGACUGUUCCGCUCCAUGGAUGUCUUUAAGGGAGUCCCUUUUGCUGCCCAGCCUGGGCGAUUCGAGAAACCCAAACCUCACCCUGGCUGGAGUGGUAUUCUGAAGACCAAGGACUUUGCUAAGCGGUGUCUGCAGUUAACGUUACUUCAAAAUAAUAAAAGAGGCAGUGAAGACUGCCUGUACCUCAACAUCUGGGUCCCCCAUGGCCGAAAAGUCUCCACUGGCCUUCCUGUCAUGUUGUACAUCUUUGGAGGCGGCUACCUGGUCGGGGGUUCUCAGGGCGCUAACUUCCUAAAUAACUACCUGUACAGCGGAGAGGAGAUUGCUGACAGAGGAGACGUCAUCGUGGUGACCGUAAACUACCGUGUCGGCACCCUCGGGUUCCUCAGCUCAGGAGAUUCUGAAUUACCUGGGAACUAUGGCCUCUGGGAUCAGCAAGCUGCUAUAGCGUGGGUGCACAGAAACAUCAGGGCUUUUGGAGGAGACGCCGAGAACAUUACCAUCUUUGGAGAAUCUGCUGGAGCCGCCAGUGUGAACUUCCAGAUGCUGACCCCCCACAACAAAGGCUUAAUUCGCAGGGCUAUAUCUCAGAGUGGUGUCGCUCUGUGUCCCUGGGCGGUUAACAGGAAUCCUAGAGCAUUUGCAGAGGAGGUUGCUAGGAAGGUAGGCUGCCCCACUGAUGCGGGCAUGGUGAACUGUCUGAAGAUGACUGACCCUGUUGAGCUCACUCUCGCUGGAACCCUCAACCUGAAGGGCUCUCCUGCACACCCCAUUGUGCAGAACCUGGUCCUCUCCCCCGUAAUUGAUGGUGAUUUCCUCCCUGAUGACCCCAGCACCCUGUUCCACAACGCCGCUGACAUUGACUAUAUUGCUGGCAUCAACGACAUGGAUGGGCAUAUCUUCACUGGCUUUGACGUCCCGUCUGUAAAUCAGCCUAUCCAGUCGACUCCAGUGGAGGACGUGCAGCAGCUCCUGACGGCCCUGACCAGGGCAAAGGGCCCAGCUGCAGCGGCUGCUGCCAUGCAGCAAUACACUUCCAGCUGGGGAGGAAAACCUGGCAAGGACGAAAUCAAAAGAACCAUCGUGGAAAUUGAGACUGACUACAUCUUCCUCGUCCCGACCCAAAUAGCCCUGUAUCUGCACGCCAAGCACGCCAAAACGGCGCGCACCUACUCCUACCUGUUCUCUGAGCCCAGCCGACUCCCCGCCUACCCGUCUUGGAUGGGGGCGGACCACGCUGACGACCUGCAGUACGUGUUUGGGAAGCCCUUCACCACUCCCCUGGGCUACUUCCCUCGCCAUCGCAAGGUCUCCAAACACUUCAUCUCCUACUGGACCAACUUCGCCAAGACUGGAGACCCCAAUGUCGGUGGCUCUGAGAUACCGGUGUUCUGGCCCAGGUUCAUUGGUGAAGGGCACCAGUUUGUGGACAUCAACCAUAACACGGGCAAGGACUCUGUCAAACAGAAGAUGAGGAGUCGCUUUGUCUACUUCUGGACCACCACCUACAUGAGCUUCCCAAAUGUGAACGAAACAGUUUCACUUCCCGUUGAUCAGUAUCUGUCUUAG